AAUGCAGACCGAUACGCCAGAUACAACGGCCUGACCAUUGACAGCUUCCAGCUUGACUGGCAACAGGUGGUGGGGGGUGACCAGGCCAUUGCCGCCACCCUUGUUGAUCUCGAACCGGGGCAGCUUCUUGAGAACGAUCAGCUUGAAGAAUGCCUCUUUCGCGUCAUCAUCCCUACCUCGGAGCAAUGGCACAUGCCUGCCGCAUCGCUGGAAAUCCUCCAGCAAGUGUGCAGGAGGUGCAAAGAGGAUGAGGUGAUAAACCUGGUCUCCCAUGAAUGCUUCCCAGAGUCGAGGAAGUGGAAGCUACUGAAGUUGGAGACGCCAGCACUUCGCAGUGACCAUGGCAGCGACUGCCGCCGGCUAGCGCGACGAGUCAAGGCCUUCUUGAAGGAACCGCUGCCCGACCAUCGCCUGCCUCUUCACCCGGUUGACAUUGAGAAAGGAGAAGGGCUCGAAUUCCCAGAUCGCCUGGCUCGGAUGGACAAAGAGCAGACAAGGGUCUUGGAAAAGGAAAUUCUCGCCGUGAGGAAAGAAACAGUCAUGUACUUGAUGCAGAGCCUGAAGUCGGACUUAACCGAGCAUGACGAGCGAGACUUGCUUGAGAGCUUCUCCACCUACCAAGGAGUCGGAGCAAGAGAGCACUUGACGCCCCCACUGAGCCCCUUGGUGGCUACACACCCGGAGUACUUCGUCCCCGAAGAUGUAUCUUGCGAAGUACCGGCACCGUCCGACCCCAGCUCAAAACUUAGCGAUGAUAUCGACGCCGCCGAAAGCAGGAUAUUCGCGACCGACUUGGAAUUUUGGGCCGAUGCGUUGGAGAAGGAUGACUCGCUUGGGAGAUACGAGGACAUUGAUGUCUCGGAGAUGAUCCGAGCAGGAGAAAUCCGGGCAUCCGGUCCACUGUCGUCCGGAAUGGCGGUCCCACGAGACUUAAAGGUCGACGUCCCUCUGCUUCCAGCUAGCGACGACGGCGGCGGCGAUAGUCAGGCAGUCACGAGAGUCCUUGCACCUUGUGAUCUGGCGGGAGCUCAAAAACUGAUCGAGAGCAGCGACACAUUCUCUGGGUCUGAUGGUCCAACGGGCCAACUCGUCUCACUCUUCCAGAAAAGCGCAGCCAUCGUGACGAGACUGGCCGAACAGGAGAAGCUUCAGCCGCUCGAUGCCACGGCCAGAGUUUCCGUUCCCGUCUUGGACUUCUCCAUACCUGUCCCUGAAUGGGAACAGCGUCUCUGGGAGGCUAGAGCCAUGUUUCGGUGGAUCCAGAAAGAUGCUGACGUCGACUGGCAGGGUCCUAAAUGGACGCACAACAGGGCUGCCGAGCAGAGAUUGGUGUGGGCGCCAUUGGCAUAUAUGAAGGAGAAGAAGUUGGUUUCGGAUGAAAUCGAGGUCUCCGCCGAGGAUCUCGACUUCUUUCUAAGGAGAACCCGCGAUGACGAAGUCCUCACCAGUGCGGAUUAUGUCUGCAAAGAGCCAGGCGUCGCUGUGCUCCGACUUGGUGAAUACCAAGAUGAUGCGGAUGAUGAGGAAGGCUACCUUUCACCACUCGACUGCUCCGAGAAAGCGCCGCCGAGCCGUUCUCAAGCCAGCAGGUGGGAGAGAACAUCGACUUGCUCGAACGAGUCGUCUAUGCAUUUGGAUCCCAAUCCCCCAUUGACUCCCAAGAGUUCAACCUUACCUCCCGCGGACCUGAAGAGUCUCCUGAGUAAGAGGAAACGGCAUAUCGACGAGACACUCAAGAAAAGAGAGGCCAACGGGAAGCAAGAUCAGUUGACAGCAGCAGCCCUUGGCUUCAAUGCUACAGACAUUAUCGACCCAGGCCUGAUCCCGUCGACCAACGUCUUGAGAGGAUUCAUGAGCGAGUACACGGAUUUCGCGCCGCUCGUCGACAACUUUGUCGAGAUGAACUUCCCCAAGAAACCAAAACUUACCCACAGCUCCUUCGCGCCACCCAGCACAAUCUCAGAGGCCCAGUCCAAAAAGGCAGACGAGGCAGCAAAGCUGAUGCCUGCUCCCCCCAAGCCAAUCCCAGCCCCCGCACCAUCCAUAACUCCUCCCCCUAUCCCUCCCCGCGUCGUGGUGUCCUCCACCGCCCCGAACCCCCUAGUCCAGCACAUCCGAACUCUUCUCCCCACCAUUGAACUGACCUACCGCAACCCAGACAAGCACCGCCCGCCGGACUGGAUCCCCGGCUCCCGCUCCCCAAACCUCGACGAAGCAGACUUCGUCGUCUCCCCUGCAACGGGCAUUCUCCUCACAACCAUGAUCCAGCUGAGGCAGAGACCGGUGCCGGGACAAACAGCAGCCGCAGCAUCAUCAUCAUUAGCGGGCCGGCACAACAACGCAACCAACUUCCGCCGCGUCGUGGAGAACGUCGCCGUUCGUCACGAGCGCCUCGUGGUGCUCGUCUCCGAGGGCAACAAGCACAGCGAGACGGCCAGCCCGCUAUCGCAGUCGGACGCGCGCGCGCUGGCAGAGUUUCAGGGGUUCGCGGCCGGGCUGCGGGUGGCGACGGCCGAUUUGAGGAUCGUGUAUGUCGGCGGCGGGGUGCAGACGCUGGCGCGGUGGGUGUCUGCAGUGGUUUGUGAGUAUCAUGCGAGAGAGGCGGUUGCGGCGGGUGUAAGGGACAUGUUGUUGCCGGUGGAGACGUCGUGGGAGGUAUUUCUGCGACGGGCGGGGAUGAAUGUGUUUGCGGCGCAGGUGGUGCUGGGAACGCUCAAGGUGCCGAGUGAUAGGCCCGCUGUUGCGGGUGAGGAUGGGCAGAUGUUUGGGUUGCCGUUGUUUGUUAUGAUGCCGAGGGAGAGGAGGGUUGAGCUGUUUCAGAAGGCGUUUGGCGGGAGAAGGGUUCUGGACCGGGUGAGUGAUGCUCUUGAUGAGCCAUGGGGAGAACGGGCCGUUGAUGACGGCGGUUUUGAUCCCGAGCUGGCGCGAUGGGGCGGAUUCCCUGUGAUUCCCUGAAUCCUGGACCACAGCAAUACUUCGCCGACGAG
Messenger RNA from Parathielavia appendiculata, 2987 nucleotides. RefSeq lists its product as uncharacterized. The coding region runs from base 193 to 2955 and encodes 920 amino acids. The record is from RefSeq and is a predicted model, not a curated record. The transcript has 2 exons. NCBI's taxonomy places the organism in Eukaryota, Fungi, Ascomycota, Sordariomycetes, Sordariales, Chaetomiaceae.